GUUUUUGAAAGCUGCUGGAGGCAGAACCUCUCAACACAUUUCAAAAGAACCUGGAUGAAGACCAAGCCUAUAGGAUGGAACAUCUUUUAAUGGCCAAGAGGUGGAGAGGGGGAAGAUUGCUGAUGGCAGAAUGGGGCAACUAGUAGUGCUACUGCCUCACAGCCCCAGCAGUGCGAAUCAAUCCUGACCUCUGGUGUGGAUUUGUAUGUUCUCCCCAAGACUGCAUGGUUUUCAACUGGGUACGCUGGUUUCCUCCAGAUGGCAGGAAAUGUGAGGAACAUAAAUGGUCUUCUGUGAUUUUCGUAGGUCUCGCAUUCAUAUUGGAAUCAUUGGAGAGUGUCAAUAAAGCUACUCCAUAAAGUAUGUGGUACAAGAACCUGGGUUCAAUGCUGACUUUGGAUGUUGUGUGUGUGCAUGUCCUCUCUCCUCACUGUGAAGACUUCCUCCCCCAUCCCAAAAAUGUGCUGAUUUGAUGAAACUGAUGCAAUUCCGUUGGCCACAAUAUCAUGUUGGAGAUGAUAUGUCCUGGAAAGACUGAAGUACUUAUCAAUCCAAAUGAGUAAUAAGAAUAAAAUUCACAUUUUCCUUGGAGCACCGGCCAUUCCGACGCAGCAGGAACCACCAGCAGCUGAGGCAGUGACUGAAGGAAGCUCUAAGAAGUGGCUUCAGUGCCACUUUUUGUAUGAUGCAGGAUCUCACACCGUCAAAAACCGUACCAUUGAAUCCUCACAGAAAAACUUUGACUGUCACAGCGUGGUGGUACAAUUGGAAAACUAUGCCAGACAGUUUUCUUCUUCAAAGUGUGAAGAAGGAAUCAUAACAGCAUCCCAAGAGUCUUCUGGUGAAGGCGUUGAUUCCUCUAGGUUAGAGCAGAGACAGAGUGCCAGGUUGUACAAUGAACAUCUGAGUACUAGAAAGAAGGGAAAACAGAGGGAGUUCAGCAACAAAAGACUGCUGGAUUUUGAAGGAGAUCUCAAAACAGAUGAAGAACAUGUCAGUGAAUCCAGCAAUGUACUUUGCACAGAAGAUGAUUUCAAGCCACCUGAGUUUGGCAAUAGACUUACCCAAAGCAAAAAAACUGAAACUGAAUCUCAGGACGCCAACAGCACAACACUACAGAACAGACCGUUGAAAGAAGAUGAUCAUGAAUUACCACAUGAGUCGCUGAUGGAAUAUCUGCAAGACACCUUUCCAAAUGAGGAACAGAAAUGUUAUUUCAAAUGCACAACAGUGAACCAAAGUUUAUCAACAGACUCUGAGUUCCUCAGUGUGUUGGCAGCCAGUCAAGCUGCUGUUCUUUUACAGAAAUGUUCAGAGAAUCAGUUUAAUUUAAAGACUAAACUGAAAACAGAUGCUGAGAUGCCCUCUCAGUUAAUGGCACCUACAUUUUGGCCUGUUAGGCCUUCUGGACGAUGUGAGAGUGAGAUGGUGUGCAGACAAGCUGAUUGUUCAGAAAGUACCCUGGAGCUUUUCAACUCAUUAAGUAACCAGCAAUUAUCUCCCAAUAGAGUUUUGGAUGGAGGGACAUCAGAGGGAUCAGAGCUGCUCUUCACUUCCAUCACUGAUAGGUCUGAGGGUGAGGAUGAGAUUAAUAUUGAACCAUACAGCGGAGGUAUCCUGUGCUCUCAAGUUGUGAACUCCACCAGGUGGUCUUUUAAAAAAAUAGUGGAAAUAUCCAAAGGUCCUGAUGAGUUAAAUAAAGGAAUCCAGAAACCUAGCUCUCCAGUUUGUCUAGAUGAAGACCAACCAUCACCCAAGAGAAUGAAGACCAUAGAGAGACCUAGAUCCCCAGAUUGUUUAGAUAAAGACCCGCUAUCACCCAAGAGAAUUAAAUCAACAGAGGAUGAGAGAACCUCUCAUCUUGGACACUAUCUACAAGCAAUGAGGGCACAGAGGCCAUCUCCUAUGCUUGGCCUAAUAGAAACAGAACAACUUGAGUGUUGCACUGACAGGAACAGCAAGUACCACAUUUUAGUCACGGUUCUCUUCUGCUGCCUCCUGAAGGAGAUAGAGAUCAAGUCAGGAUCACUGGCUGGGCACAGAGUCCCCAUAGCAACUAUUGUGGUAACAGACCAAUCAGGAAUAACCGUAAAAGUCAUGCUGUGGCGAGCUGCUGCUUUCUGGGCACUGGCUACAUUCCCUGGAGAUGUCGUACUACUAACAGAUGUGACCGUGUACUGGGACCACUGGCAGGGAGAGGAGAUGCUGCAGUCCACCAGGGGGAGUAAACUAAUCAAUCUAGGCCCCUGCUUGCAGAUUCAAGCUGUACAGUGGUCGCAUACAGUGAAUCCAGUAUCCCUGAAAGGACUUAUAGCAUAUAUUUCCCAUCACCAUGCCCACCUUCUGACUCUGGGACCUACAAGCCAUCAACAUUCAGACUCUAUGCAAUACGUCAGCCUCUGUGAUCUGCGGCCAGGUCUGGUGGUACAUGCACUACUUAAAGUCAUCCUCAUGACUGUGCUCACAGAGAACACAUACACCUACAAUGGGAAGAAGCAAAAGAAGAUUUUGCUAACCGUGGAACAGAUCAAAGAUAAACCAGGCACACUGACUCUCUGGGGAAAUGCAAUAUCGUGGCAAUCUCUGAUUCAAAAGAAAUUGGACCAUGUCUGGGACUUCAGAAUCCUGCUAGUCUGUCAAAAUCCUAUCACGGGGGACUUGGAACUGCACACUACACCUUGGUCAUCUUGUGAGUGCCUGUUUGAUGAUGAUGAAAGGGCCAUUGAGUUCCGAUCCAAAUACCAACUCAGCAAAACAGCUUGUAUUAAAGCAAAGGACAUUUCAACACUGUUAUGUACCAGGCAUUCAGCAACUUUUGAAUUAAGGACACACAUAAUUGCAAUGAAGUGGAGCACAUUUUCUUCUCUUAAUCCCUUGUUCACAAUGGAUGCCUUCACGUCAGCGGAGACCGUCUUGGCCUCUCUUUCCCAUUUAACAUACUCUGGCUGUAGAUCCUGUGGCAGUGAGCUAGAAUUUGACGAAAAUGGCAUCUAUCAGCAGUGUAUUCCUUGCUUACCAAACAAUGCCCUGAAGUUUUAUUACAGGCCCACAGUGCUUACAUUAGCAGAUGGAAAUUCCACUAUCGAUGUUUUUGUCUCAUCCAAACUAAUGGAGAAAAUAUUCCUUAAUAUUCCUCCCACCUGCCUACAAAAACCCAUAGGACCGUUUGGCAAGGUGACGUACGGCUUUAUGAUAGCAGAUUUGUGCUGCUCCUUGUUUACAUACCCUGGAGACUGUUAUGUACUGACUGUGCAAAGCCAGUUGCAGUUGGAUGAAAACAGCAUUGCCAUGAAGCAAGAUUUCUACCUGUUGGACUUCCAUCCUGACCUGUAGCCCACUAACCUAAUGUAGAAACUUGCAUGGUGAAUUCAUAAUUUCUAUAUCCAGAGGGAGAAUGGGGAGGAGAUGCUGUGGUGGUGAGUCAUUGAGGAGAGGAGAAAAUUGGUUGUUACAUCAUCUUCAAGCCGUAUUGCAGCUCAGUGAUGCACUUUAACUGAGAACUCAUGGAAGAUAAAUUUUCUAGAAUGAGCUACAGCUUGUUCUAUUCCUCUUAUUCAUUAUUGCAAUGGGAACAUCACUGGCGUUCAUUUACCAUUGCUAGUUGUGCUUGAGAAAGUGACAGUGGACUACCUUCUUAAAUAACUGUUGUGGGACAGUGCUGUUAAAGAAAGAGUUCCAAAACUUUGACCCAGCGAUGAUUGAGGAAGGAUGAUAUAUGGACCGUGGCUUUGUGGGGAUCUUUGUGGAAAUGCUGCUGUGCUGUGUCUUGUUCUGUAGGUGGUCUUAGUUUGAGCAGCAGUGCUGAAGAAGCCGUGGAUUGCAUCUUAUGCCAGAAUAUAGUGGCAGUAGUGGAUUCUAAUUGAACGAUGCAGAAGAUUUCAAGUUUAAUUCAGCCUGUGCUUGUUGCUCUCAAAAGUGUUUGCACAUCUGACUUGGCAAAAGACAGAAGUUGACCACACCUGCUAGAAGUUAUGUGGUUACCAAUUGUUUCAUAAUAGACUGCACAUUGUUGCAAAAACCAAAAUGAAAUUUUGGAAAGGCAUUGAAAUAAACUACUUUUGUUUCAUUUUA
Molecule: messenger RNA, 4071 nt
Organism: Hypanus sabinus (Atlantic stingray)
Lineage: Eukaryota; Metazoa; Chordata; Chondrichthyes; Myliobatiformes; Dasyatidae
Gene: shld2
Product: shieldin complex subunit 2
Exons: 10
Coding region: 556-3333 (925 amino acids)
Biological process (GO): regulation of double-strand break repair via homologous recombination
Cellular component (GO): nucleus; site of double-strand break
Source: RefSeq, a predicted model, not a curated record